GUGGCGACAUGGAUAUCAACAGGGUUAGCAAUUGAAGAGGCUCAGAUUGCAUUGCUCAUCGAGGUCCGAAGGAUCGGAAGAAGAUCCACCGAGACACAGAGAUUAGACAUCGCCCGUCAAAGAGAUCGGCUCCAAGGCCAGAUAGAUGGAUUUGCUCGGUCUGCUCUAACACAUCUCGGGGAGGGAUUUGAUGCAGAUGAUGAACCUGAAGACUUGGACGUAGACAUUCUAGAUGAUCUCGAUGAUGACCCGGCGGAUUUCACAGAGACAUCUCACACAUGGACAAACUCUCCCGAGCUAACUGUAAUCCCAUUGCCAUCAAACCUGGGGGUUGACAGAUGCAGACGAUGCAUGGCAGAGGAUCUGAUUCCCCUGGAGAUGUCGCUUCGUGAAGGGCAGGCCAAUGAUGCCCUUCACAAUCUCCGCAUUUACCUUUGCAACAAGGCCAUCCUGUUCCGAACAACCGUUAGGCAGGCCAAUUCCCAGGCCCUGAAAACUCGAGCUUGGUCCCAGGUGACGUCGGUGCAGCAGGCAGUCUCCCUCCAUGCCAGCAUAUAUACAAAGACAAGGAAGCAAAUGAUGAAACUUGAGCCGGGGCAAGACCAGCUUCAGAAAUACAAACCCCUGCUUCGCGAGCAACUCAAAAUCAGCACUGCAGUGGGCGACCCAAAUGCCCGAGGUCAACGAAAUGAAUCUUUGGCUUGGUUUUGGUCUGUUGAAGUCGACCUCGGGGGUCCUGAUCAAUCGUGGAAUGAAGAAUUUUACCGAGUCCAUUGGCUGAGGGCAAAGGCACUACGGGAUCGAUGGAGGGAAGAAAUGCUAUUGGUCACAUUCGAGAUGGAUUGGACAUGUAAGUUCUUUUUGUGGAAAACAACCAUAUGGGGCGAGCACAUGCAGGAAUCAUUGGAGAAACGACUUCCGGGUCACGGAUGCUACGCCGGAAGGCAAUCCCACAUGUAUUCAUUGCUGGCACAGGAUGCGCAGGCAGCUUUUCAAGACCUACAAAAUGUGUUGAUAGAGGCUGGAGAUGAAUGA
Suillus fuscotomentosus is the source of this 1035-nucleotide messenger RNA. RefSeq lists its product as uncharacterized. The record is from RefSeq and is a predicted model, not a curated record. NCBI's taxonomy places the organism in Eukaryota, Fungi, Basidiomycota, Agaricomycetes, Boletales, Suillaceae. The transcript has 2 exons. The annotation marks the transcript as partial.